Molecule: messenger RNA, 1644 nt
Organism: Macadamia integrifolia
Lineage: Eukaryota; Viridiplantae; Streptophyta; Magnoliopsida; Proteales; Proteaceae
Product: uroporphyrinogen decarboxylase
Exons: 7
Coding region: 97-1272 (391 amino acids)
Biological process (GO): porphyrin-containing compound biosynthetic process
Molecular function (GO): uroporphyrinogen decarboxylase activity
Source: RefSeq, a predicted model, not a curated record
GGCCAAAGACUGGCAGUGUAUUGGAUUAUGGAUGCAGAGAUUUAAGAAUUGGAGAUUUGAAGAAAUUUUCGUCCGAGCUUCGACUUGAGGGCGAAAAUGUCUUGUAGCUACGCUUCUUUCUCGUUCUCUUCUCUCUCCAUUGUCCCUAGUUCAAUCUCCGUUGCUCGCUCAAGAUCGAAGUUCAGUAUCCAAUGUGCUGUUGGAGGGACUGUUGCAGAGCCAAAAGUUACUAAUGCUGUUGCUGAACCUCUCUUGCUAAAUGCUGUCAGAGGACAUGCUGUUGAAAGGCCCCCAGUUUGGCUUAUGAGGCAAGCAGGGAGGUACAUGAAGAGCUAUCAAAUCAUCUGUGAGAAGUAUCCUUCUUUUCGUGAAAGAUCAGAAAAUGUUGAUCUCGUUGUUGAAAUCUCUUUACAACCGUGGAAAGUUUUUAAGCCUGAUGGGGUCAUUUUAUUUUCAGACAUACUCACCCCUCUUCCUGGGAUGAAUAUUCCUUUUGACAUUGUAAAAGGAAAGGGUCCGAUCAUAUUUAAUCCUCUUGGAACUGUAGCUGAUGUUGAUCAAGUGAGAGAAUUCAUUCCUGAGGAAUCUGUUCCAUAUGUUGGGCAAGCAUUGACAAUCUUGCGGAAGGAGGUAAAUAAUGAAGCAGCAGUGUUGGGUUUUGUGGGUGCUCCAUUCACUCUUGCAUCCUACGUGGUUGAAGGUGGUUCGUCGAAACAUUUCACAAAAAUAAAGAGACUAGCUUUCUCUCAGCCCAAGGUCCUCCAUACAUUACUGCAGAAAUUUACGACCUCUAUGGUAAAUUAUAUCAAGUACCAGGGGGACAAGGGGGCACAAGCUGUGCAGAUAUUUGAUUCAUGGGCCACUGAGCUCAGUCCAGUUGAUUUUGAGGAGUUCAGUCUACCAUACUUGAAGCAGAUUGUGGACUCUGUGAAACAAACCCACCCACAUCUGCCUCUAAUUCUAUAUGCUAGCGGAUCUGGUGGCUUGCUUGAGAGGUUACCUUUGACAGGUGUAGAUGUUGUUAGCUUGGACUGGACAGUAGACAUGGCAGACGGUAGGAGACGGUUGGGACCUGAUGUGGCAGUUCAGGGUAAUGUGGACCCUGGUGCUCUUUUCGGUUCAAAAGAAUUCAUCACCAAUAGGAUAAAUGAUACUGUGGGGAAAGCAGGGAAGAAUAAACAUAUUUUGAAUCUUGGCCAUGGCAUCAAAGUAGGGACACCUGAAGAGAAUGUUGCACACUUCUUUGAGGUUGCCAAGGGGAUCAGAUAUUAGGAUGGAAACAGGAAGUUUUCUCAAGUGGGUCAUUUUGAUGGGAACUUCUUGUGGUGAAAAGCUUGCAUUUUUCUCAUUUGGCACCGAAAUAUGUGGAUCACUGUAGAUUCAUGGUUGGACCAAGUUUUCCUUUCCCCAGGACCUUUAUUGCUGUUGGAUGAGAGUCUUUGGACACACAAGGGCAGUUUCGGGACUUUGAACAGUAGGGUGAUUGAGAUUAUGACCAUCGAUUGACAGGGAAUCUCUUCACCAUGGUGGGAAAGAUAAACUCUUGUUAUCAUGGUUGGGGCCCUUUGGGCUAAACUGUAAUUUUCACAUGGCAAUGGACCAUGGGGGCUUCAAAAUAGAGAAAAUUUAAACCUUCCGAUAAAA